AUGACUUCUUUGGUGAGGAAAUUCAUACCCAGAACCUCGUUCCCGGAUUAUAGAGUCUCCUUGACAGAUUUUAAAGGUCACCACGUGAAAGCUCUGAACAAGUUGACCCAAAUCGCUCCACAAUUGGAUUUGGUGUUUGAAGUUAGAGAUGCACGAGCACCUUUAAGUACAAGAAAUGUACUUUUUGAAAAAAUACUGGGUAAUAAACCAAAAGUUGUGUUAUAUUCCAAGAAGGAUUUGAGUACUAUAGAUGUUGAAUUAUUGACAAAAUGGCAUAAAGAUGAAAAAUUCAUGUUUGUUAAUUGUAAAAGUCGAACAGAUGCUACCAAUAUAAUUGAAAUUGCUAAAGCACAUUAUGAAGAAAUGGAACCAAGACCACCAUUAGGACUAAGAAUGAUUAUAACUGGUAUGCCUAAUGUUGGUAAAAGUACACUUGUGAAUACUUUAAGAGCUGUUGGAUUAAAUUCUACUAGAAAAGUUGCUAAAACUGGUGGUCAACCUGGUGUUACAAGAUCAACAAGUUCAAUUAUUAAAAUUAAUGAAAAUCCAGAAAUUUUAUUAUAUGAUACACCAGGUGUUUUCAUUCCAAGAGUUGAGAAUAGUGAAAGAAUGAUUGUAUUGUCAUUAGUUGGUGCAGUUAGUCCAACUAUUGUUGAUCCAGUCAUUCAAGCAGAUUAUUUAUUAUAUUUAAUAAAUUUACAAAAUCCAACUUUAUAUUCACAAUAUUUGAAAACUCCAACAAAUGAUGUUUAUACUCUAUUAAGAGCAAUUUCCAAAAAAAUUAAGAAAUAUAAUUCAAGAACUAAAGAUUUUGAUGAAAAAGGUACUGCAUUGCAUUGGAUUGAUGGAUUUAAACAAGGUAAAACUGGUCGUUUAAAAUUUGAUGUUGAUAGUAUAGUUAAAUCAGAUAUAUUUGAUUAUCAAGCACAUCAAAAACAAGAAAUAGAAAGAUUAUCACAAAUGGAUAAUGUUUUAAAUAAGAAGAAGAAUACAGAUGGUAAAAGAUCUUUAGCUGAAAAGGUUUCACGGAAUGUAAAUAAAUUAUUUUAA
Molecule: messenger RNA, 1050 nt
Organism: Hansenula ciferrii
Lineage: Eukaryota; Fungi; Ascomycota; Saccharomycetes; Phaffomycetales; Wickerhamomycetaceae
Gene: MTG1
Product: putative GTPase MTG1
Exons: 1
Coding region: 1-1050 (349 amino acids)
Cellular component (GO): mitochondrion
Molecular function (GO): GTPase activity; GTP binding
Source: RefSeq, a predicted model, not a curated record